Messenger RNA from Cephus cinctus (wheat stem sawfly), 3402 nucleotides. RefSeq names its product carboxypeptidase M. Gene Ontology annotation, biological process: proteolysis. NCBI's taxonomy places the organism in Eukaryota, Metazoa, Arthropoda, Insecta, Hymenoptera, Cephidae. Gene Ontology annotation, cellular component: cell surface. The transcript is spliced from 10 exons. The record is from RefSeq and is a predicted model, not a curated record. Bases 576 to 2045 code for a protein of 489 amino acids. Gene Ontology annotation, molecular function: metallocarboxypeptidase activity; zinc ion binding.
ACUAGAAGGUGCACUGGUACACUGUGACACCACCAGAGGAAUAGCGUUGCGUGCCGGGCCGCACUCCACCGCACUCUUCCCAAGUUCGCAGUCUCGCGUUGACCGCGAGCCUGUGCAUAACGUGCCGUUGCGAUUCCGAUUCGUCUUUCCACACUUUGAAUUUCGAAGGCAUACCGGUGCUGGUUCCGCAUCCAUCCUAAAGUCGUCCUCGUAACGCGAUCGGCAUUGAACGAGUGAAUUGGUGUGAUGGGAGAGAAGUAAAUAUGAACUUUGUAAAUCGUGACUGUCUGGAAUUGUGUUAGACAUUGUAUCGUGAAUGAAGAAGCAUCAGUACUUUUCAGCAUCUCUGAGCAAGUUCUAUCGGUGUAAUACAAAACGUACUAUAUCUACUACGGAAUAUUUCCAACGACGAAAGCCCGUUAUUCCGUCCAGCGACUCUCAACUUACCCUCGAAACGGCUUUUGCCGCCCCAUUUGUUAUUCAGGAACUCAGUAGUUCCUCGAAUUCCAGACGUUACGGAGAAGAAGAGAAGAGAAAGAGGCCCAAUAAAAAAAAACCAUCUGCUUCGAUCAAAAAUGUUACGUAUAUUAUUAGUCGUGACAGUGGCCUUCGUAGGUGCUAAUGGGAUCGCCAUUGGACAAGAAACAUCAGGAGACUCUGAACUUGCAAGACACUACAAUUCUCGUUAUUCGAUCUUCGACGAGCCAUACAAUAUCGAAUUCAAGUAUCACAAUUAUGAACAAAUGAGUCGAUUUCUAAGGACGACCUCCUUGCGCUUCCAGAAUCUCACUGCUCUAUAUUCGAUCGGAAAGUCUGUCAAGGGCCGCGAUUUGUGGGUAAUGGUCGUCUCAUCCUCUCCAUAUGAACACAUGAUCGGUAAACCGGAUGUCAAAUAUGUGGCGAACAUACAUGGAAACGAGGCCGUAGGACGUGAACUUAUGCUACACCUUAUUCACUUAUUGGUUACGAAAUAUGGAUCAGAUCAAUACAUCACUUGGCUGUUGGAUAACACACGUAUUCAUAUACUACCGUCAAUGAAUCCGGACGGCUUUGAGGUCUCUAAAGAAGGGUCCUGUGACGGUGGUCAGGGCCGAUACAAUGCUCGCGGUUUCGAUUUGAAUCGAAAUUUCCCGGAUUACUUUAAACAGAACAAUAAAAAGAGUCAACCGGAAACGGAAGCGGUUAAGGAGUGGGUUUCGAAAAUUCAAUUUGUUCUCUCCGGAAGUCUUCACGGUGGCGCCCUUGUCGCCAGCUACCCGUUUGACAAUACUCCGAAUUCACUGUUUCAGAGUUACACAUCCACACCGAGUCUCUCGCCUGAUGAUGACGUGUUCCGUCAUCUAUCAUUGACUUAUUCACAAAAUCAUGGCUCCAUGUUCCGCGGUGCAGCGUGUUCAGCUUCACAACCGGGAUUCAAGCACGGCAUAACAAACGGUGCCGAAUGGUAUCCGCUAACCGGAGGAAUGCAAGAUUUCAACUACGUCUGGAAUGGCUGCAUGGAAAUAACCUUAGAAUUGUCUUGCUGCAAGUAUCCUCCGGCUGAAGAUCUGCCACAUUAUUGGGAAGAAAAUCGAGUGUCCCUGAUAAAGUUCCUGGCCGAAGCGCACAGAGGUGUCCAUGGAUUCGUAAUUGAUGAAAAUGGAAAUCCGGUCGAACGGGCUUCGGUCAAGGUCAAAUCUAGGGACAUUAGUUUUUUCACCACCAAAUACGGCGAAUUCUGGAGGAUACUCUUACCUGGAGUUUACAAACUCGAGGUUUACGCGAAUGGCUACAGCCCGCGUGAAAUUGAAUUCAUGGUAAUUGAACAGCAUCCCACCCUACUCAACAUUACCCUCCACACCACAAAGAGACUGGACGACAUCGGUGACGAUGCUCCAGGACAUUACACGGGCAUAAACGGUCCCUUGAGGCCCUAUCCUCACAGGGACUACACUCUACAUUUAAGACCAAGUUCCGGUGCUAACACUGCCGGCGAUUCCAGCAACGGAAUCUUCUCCUCGAUCAGCAACGGCUUCAAUUCCCUUGUGACCAAUCUAUUCGGCUGAUCUUGCGCCAUUUUCACCCUUCUUAGAGCCCCUCCCUUCAAUCUCAAUAUCCUCUCUAUCGCCCUUCCCAUUCUACUCCUACUCCUCAUCACCAGUAGAGCACUUCCGGGACUCAUCAGGACUCUUCGGGAAGGCUGAUUGUUAUUGCUGAUCGAACGCGUCUGCGAAUAACUGCCCUUUCACCAAUCAUCAUCAUCUUCAGCGCGACGUCGAUCAGUGUUGUUUGCGCAUUUCCCCUGCCAAUCGAUCCCCAUUACGCGUAUUCAAUUGGAAAUCAUUUAAUUAUUUUCCUCCCUUCCAUUUAUACAUUAUUCCGCAAGAGGAUAUCCAAUGUACUCUUACUUUGAUAUUUUAUUAGCGCGAGCGUCAUUCUUAUGUAUUUAUUCGAUUAACUUUCGAACUGAUUUAUUGUGCUAGCUGAUUAACGGACGAAUCUCUUUUUAUACGUAGAUUAUUGUAUCAACGAAAUCAUACAGGGCACCUUGGUGAUAUAUAUAUCUGUACGUUAAGGUGGUCGUAAGGGACUUUACGGUUUGUGCGUAAAUACGGGGAUCCAUGGAUUUUUAUUAAUUCUUAUGUAAUGGGUUAAUUGUUAAAUUAAGUUCGCCAAGGACUAAUUGCAAUUUCAAAUGCGGACCAGACUUAUGAACAAAAUAUACGUGUGUAUGCAGGGUGUCUCAUCGAAAGUUCGCACCUCGAUUAUUUUCGUUACUAUUGAAGAUACGGGAAAAAAUGUCAGACAAAGGUUGUAUGGUUUAAAGGGGGUCAAUUUUUCAUCGAAAUGAUUUUUUUUUUAUAUUCGUUUGAUUUCGAAAUACAGCACGUUACGUGUUUUUUUUUUUUAAUACAACAUCAUUUACUUGCAGACUAAAAUCCAUCCAGCCAUUUUCAAGUUAUUGAGAAGUGAAUUUAUUGAACAAUCUUCGUUUGCAGCGCCGCUUCAUUAAUUCACUUCUCAAUAACUUGGAAAUGGCUGGAUGGAUUUUAGUUUGCAAGGUCUCAAAAUGUUAAGGAACAAACGUGAAAAAUCGAAUCCCUUGAAACCAUACAAAUUUUGUCCGAAACUUUUCUUCGUAUUUUCAUUAGUAACGGAGAUAAUCAACGAGCGCACCUUCGGUGAGGUACCCUGUAUACAUAUAUCGACAGAAUAAAGUCAAUUAUCAUUUUAAUUAGAGCUAUCGGUUAAUUUUAGAUAAUUCGCGAACGGGGUGUAUAGUCAAAACAGUAUUAUUGGCGUUUCAGCUACUCCGGACGAUUAUUUUUUAAUUUCCGCAUGUUACUUUUAUGGACCAUUUACGAAAUAGAAGGAAAAAUAAUCCCUUGUUUCUGGCCAAAUAUAAUAUUAUUAUUCUUGUUA